Molecule: messenger RNA, 1763 nt
Organism: Ilex paraguariensis (yerba mate)
Lineage: Eukaryota; Viridiplantae; Streptophyta; Magnoliopsida; Aquifoliales; Aquifoliaceae
Source: the annotation of a GenBank genome assembly
CUUCAUGGCUGAUUUUUUCGCUAUUGUGGCUUUGCUGCAAGGAUCUAUGUCCAUUAGUAAUGCUCUUCAUAAAAUCGUCUUCGACAGAAUCUAUGUCCACCAAAUCACUCCUACCCGGUUGUAAUCUCCAGUAAAGCACAAUAUUUGGUUCUGCUACAUCCACGUCAACAAAUUCUGUAGGAUUGGGGUCACAAAAGCCUUCUACCUCCUCCAGCUAUCCAAUAGAAAAAUAAAAGCCUCCAAAAGUGUUAAAACAAAAUUGAUACAGCCUUACAAACCCCACUCGAUUCCCUAGAUUCAAACAUCUAUUUGUGAAUACAAAUUAAGCCCUCCAGAAAACGCAAAAAUGCGGCUUCUUCAACGUCUUUUAUCCCAAAUCUCGCCAAACCCAUUGAAAAACCCACCAACUCUUAAGCUUCUUUCUACCUUUUCUCAACCCUUUUCUACAAACUCCAGUAAUGGAAAAAACGAAGACGACGGUAAUUGGGACAACCCAUUGGGUGGUAGCACUGGGAAUGGCUCUGCUGACUUGGGAUGGGAUGUCUCUUCAUCGUGGUCAACGGGUUUGACCAAGGAACAUUUCGACGGCGAAGUCGUCGGCCACCAAAUCAAUCCGAGCACACCCGGCACUGGAAACUACACUGCGGGUGAUGAGUAUUCUCAAUUUGGGUCGGCGAGGUGGACUGAUACAGAAAUGGAGAAAUUGAAGGAAUUGGAAGCUGAGAACCGGAAGGGCAAGGCGUUUGUGGAAGGGUGGGGAGAGAGGAUGAGGGAAGUGAAUGUUUUGUUAAAGCAGGUUAGAGAGCCAGGGGCGAGAGGAGCGUAUCUGAAGGAUUCGGAAAAGGCGGAGAUGUAUAAGAAGCAUAAGGAAAAUCCUGAGGUUUAUACAGUGGAGAAGUUGGCCAAGGAGUAUAGGAUCAUGAGGCAGAGGGUGCAUGCUAUUCUGUGGCUAAAGGAGCUGGAGGAGGAGGAGGAGAAGAGGCUUGGACACCCGCUGGAUGAUUCCGUUGAGCUCCUGUUGGAUACUUGCCCCGAGUUCUUUAAUUCUCAUGACAGGGAAUUCCAUGUUGCAUCUCUUCCUUACAAGCCAGAUUUCAAAGUCAUGCCAGAGGGUUGGGACGGCACCACGCGGGACCCAGAUGAGGUGCAUUAUGAGAUAUCAAUGAGGGAAGACGAGAUGUUAUAUCAGGAUUUUGUCCAAAGGAUGAAUUUUAACAAAAUGAAGAUGGCAAAGAAGGUGAAAUGCCAUAAAUAUAGCCGAAGGCGCCCAUCUGAAGGGUGGAAUUUUAUGGUUGAGAAGCUGGGGCCACGUGGGAAGCGUGGAAAUGGGGGCGGCUGGAAGUUUAUCAGUAUGGCAGACGGGUCGAGCCGACCUCUAAACGAAAGGGAAAAAAUGUUUGUCAAGAGAGAGACUCCUCGCAGGCGGCGCAAGAUUCUCCCCUGAGAUCCCAUCAUCAAGAAGACCUUAGAUUUUUGUCAAUCCGGUAGACACUUGAAUUGAUGGUGGAGAUUUUGAGACACUAUUUGCUUUCUACAGUCUUAAAGUUUUUUUGUGAUGUUAAGAAUCAUUUUUUUAGAUUUGCUUUUGAUGGUAUGAUGUACCCAUAUAAGUAAAAGGUCGAAUGCAGAAACUUGAGGCAAAACUCAGGUGUACCUCAUUAAAUGACUUUAGCAAUAACCUUGGCUACUGGAUUGUGGUUUAAGAUGGCCAUGAGGUCGUUGAGUGGAUUCAGCCUCAAUUUUAAGCUUGACCUACGCUCUUC